AUGGAAGCCACCUCAGAACACGACGGGGGUGGCAGCGGCGCCGGCGACUACGAAGCUCUCAUGGCAGCACUGAUGGCCAACAGGCAGCUGCUGGAAGCCAAGGUCGGCAUCAACAACGCAAUGUUCGCCGCCAGCGAUCUGGCCACGUCGCAGCUCGGCCAUUCCUUCGUCGUCGGCGGGUGCGAAGGGCAGAAGACCAUAGACGGCCAGCAGAUGCCACUGGUCCUGGGCCCGUCAACGAAAGGUGCGGGCGAAGGCGGCGGCGGCACCGGGUACGAGGCGCUCGUGGCCGCUGUGAAGGCCAAGAGGGAGUGGCUGGAGGACAAGGUGGUGACCAACAGCGCCAUUCUGCUGCGCGGCUUCGACGUCCGCGACGCGGCGGAGUUCGACGCCGUCGUGGAGGCGCUUGGGUGGCCGGACAUCCGGUACGUCGGCCCCGCGCCGCGCACCCACGUCCACGGCCGCAUCUGGACCGCCAACGAGGGGCCCCUCGAGCAGAGCGUCUACUUCCACCACGAGAUGGUGCUGAUCAAGGAGUUCCCGGCGAAGGUGAUACUGUUCUGUGAGGUGCCGCCGCCGGAGGGUGGAGAGACGCCGUUCGUGCCGAGCUUCCGGGUGACGGAGCGGGCGCUGGAGGAGUUCCCGGAGAUGGUGGGGGAGCUGGACGCCAAGGGGCUCCGGUACACGUUCACGGCGCCGAGCAACAACAACACCGGGUCCAUGAGAGGGAGAGGAUGGGAAGACGCUUUCGGCACGUCAGACAAGUCUGAAGCAGAGACGAGGGCAAAGUCACUGGGAAUGGGCGUGGAGUGGCUCGAGGACGGUGGCGUGAAGACGAUCCUGGGUCCCCGCACGCUGACCCACGUCUUCCCAGGGCACGAAGGCCGGAGGAUGUGGUUCAACACGUUGGUCGGGAUGCACGGCAAGGAGCUGAGCUCGGCCACGGCGGCUGACGGGGCCGAGAUCCCGGCGAGCUUCGUGCAGCGGUGCGAGGAGAUCAUCGAGGAGGAGAGCAUCCAGUUCCGUUGGCGCAAGGGCGACAUCCUCAUCCUCGACAACCUCGCCACGCUACACGGCCGGCGGCCGUCGCUGCCGCCUAGGCGGGUUCUCGUCGCAACUUGCAAGUGACGCGCUGAUAAGUUCUUUUUAUUUAUUGAUCAGAACUCCCACAUAUGCCAUGUGGCGCAUCCAAG
Triticum dicoccoides is the source of this 1193-nucleotide messenger RNA. RefSeq names its product clavaminate synthase-like protein At3g21360. The coding region runs from base 1 to 1128 and encodes 375 amino acids. NCBI's taxonomy places the organism in Eukaryota, Viridiplantae, Streptophyta, Magnoliopsida, Poales, Poaceae. The transcript is spliced from 3 exons. The record is from RefSeq and is a predicted model, not a curated record. Gene Ontology annotation, molecular function: oxidoreductase activity.